GUAUAUUUCCUCUAUAUAUUUCUACGUUACUGCCGUCACUCAAUCUUUUUCUAUUGCUGGUAACGAUGUGCUCAACAAGCUCAUUCCUCGACAACAUAUGUAUCGCGUUAAUCGUCUUUCCAACUCAUACAUCUCGUUAGUUUGCAGAUGACGAGCUUUUUCAAAAAGCUCGUCGAUGGUCGGCAUCGAUCGAAAUCACCACAGAAACAACCUGUACAAUAUCAACCUCGGUACGCUUACGUCACAGCACCAGCACCACAAGAUGAUCGGUACUCAUUGACACCGCGAAAUAACGAAUACGGCACUAACGACUAUGCUAAUCUUCCGCCUGUUUGUUACCUGCCACUUCCACCAUCACCCGCUGUUCGGCAUCGAACUGACUCUGGUCUGAGCAUUCAUCAGAGUAAUCAAUCAAAUGAAUCUGUCGGAAUUCACUCUUGGAACACGGAGCGCUCAGAUACAUUUCUUGGCCGACCUGAGCAACAAUGGCGUGAAGAGAUCAGAAAGCCUUCGCCACAUGACAACACGGACCCAUCACACUAUUACCUGCCAAAAGACUAUAAUUCAAAUUUCGAGGAACCCUCCCUCUUUGAGGGUCCGAGCAUGAACGGUGGUAUACAUGGUGUACAUCGGACAAGAUCGCAUUCACCCAGGAAAGAGCGACGAAAUUACGAGGAAAAAGUUACUAGCAGAUCCAAAUCACCACAAAAACGACGUUCCGUGACAAACUCAUUCGACUACCUCAAUAGCCAAUGCCAUCUCGAAGGAUGCUCUGCCAGCAUUGUAGUUCAGGUCCAGUCGGCUUGUUUGCCUAUAGUUGCUCGACUGUCACUGGCAAGCCUCGAGCAACAUCGGCACAUGAUGAGCGAGCGAGUUUUUGGUGAUAUAUUAGCAGCCAAAUUAAGAGGAUGCUACGAAAAAGCUGUACAUGUCUUUCGAACCAUUCAUCAAAUGGAUCAUUUCUCGGUAGAUGUUGAGCAGUGCCCUCGAUGUGGGCGAACAAAAGAAGGCAUGCGAGUGAAAAUCAAUGCCAUUCCGUGCAGAAAACAAGUCGGUUGCGAUCGAUGCCAUCGUCAAGGCUGUGAAUUGGAGGAGAAGGCCGGAGAAGAUCUUCAGGCCUUUUAUCAAUGUCCACAUGCUUUGCUGCCAUUGAACGACACAACAGACGAAUGUUACUGCCAAAGUCGUAUGCUUGCUGUACAUUUAGGCUCCGCCUACCCUCCAAAAAGGCCCGAAGAAAUGAAGGAUCUCAAACCUCAAAGCAGCCCAACUUCAAGAAGGAAGAAAUAA
Molecule: messenger RNA, 1290 nt
Organism: Cylicocyclus nassatus
Lineage: Eukaryota; Metazoa; Nematoda; Chromadorea; Rhabditida; Strongylidae
Source: the annotation of a GenBank genome assembly